Molecule: messenger RNA, 3207 nt
Organism: Theileria parva strain Muguga
Lineage: Eukaryota; Apicomplexa; Aconoidasida; Piroplasmida; Theileriidae
Gene: VARS
Product: valine--tRNA ligase
Exons: 8
Coding region: 185-3184 (999 amino acids)
Biological process (GO): valyl-tRNA aminoacylation
Cellular component (GO): cytosol; cytoplasm
Molecular function (GO): aminoacyl-tRNA deacylase activity; valine-tRNA ligase activity; ATP binding
Source: RefSeq, a predicted model, not a curated record
CCGAUAUAUUAUUCAGUUAGUUUUCUUUUUGAAAUAUUUUCAUACCGCAGUUUUUUUCAAUUAUUUUUCAUCAAAUAGCAGUUUAGUAUUUAUGUUUCUAUAUACACCUGUAAAAAUGCCUUUCGACUCAUUGAUUAUUAUUAUUAAUUCAUUUCUGAUAAGUGAAAUCAAGUUUACUUCCUAGAUGUCGAAGUGUCAGUCCAUGAAACUUUUGACUGAGAUCGAGUCGAGUUAUAACCCAAAGUCCGUGGAGGAAGGAUGGUACACCUUGUGGGAAUCCAGGAAAUUUUUCACACCCUCCAGCGACCCUGAAGCCCUCAACACCAAAAACAAGUGGGUGUCCCUACUACCACCACCUAACGUUACUGGCUCUCUGCACAUUGGUCACGCCCUAACUGUUUCGAUCCAGGACUGUUUAACAAGAUGGCACCGAAUGAAGGGUGAUGUAACACUCUGGCUACCAGGAACUGACCAUGCUGGAAUUGCCACUCAGUCAGUGGUUGAGAGAACUCUGUAUAAGGAUGAAAACCUCAAACGGCACGAUCUCGGAAGAACAAAAUUCGUUGAAAAAGUCUUUGAAUGGAAUGAUAAAUACGGAAGCAACAUCAAAAACCAGCUUAAGAGAUUGGGAGCUUCAUUGGAUUGGACUAGAGAGGUUUUCACUAUGGAUCAACCACGGUCAACUGCCGUUAUCGAGGCUUUCGUUCGUCUUUACGACUCUGGACAUAUUUAUCGAAACACUCGAUUGGUAUCCUGGUGCCCAUACCUCUCCACUGCACUCUCAGAUAUUGAAGUUGAACCCAUGGAAAUUACUUCCCCAACCUUCAUUACCAUUCCAGGAUAUGAUUCAUCUGUGGAGGUUGGUUCGUUGUGGGUGUUCCAGUACCCUGUGAUGGUUGGAAGCGAGACACGUUACCUUCCAGUAGCCACGACUAGGCUGGAGACUAUGCUGGGUGACGUUGCAGUGGCAGUCAAUCCUGAUGAUGCAAGGUAUAAGGAAAUGGUAGGCUGUAAAAUAAAGCACCCCUUUUUCCCGGAUAGGGAAAUGGUCGUGGUGGCUGACUCCCACGUGGAUAUGGAGUUUGGCACUGGCGCUGUUAAAAUAACACCGUCCCAUGACAAGAACGAUUUUGAAAUUGCAAAGAGGCAUGGCCUUCCGUUUUUGAACAUUUUCACCAACGACGGGAAGAUAAACGAGAACGGAGGAGAAUUCGCAACCAUGCACAGGUUCCAGUGCCGGAAAGUACUUGAAAAGAGGUUGAAAGAGAUUGGACUAUUUCUAGAUAAGAAGCCGAACACUAAGCCGAUGAUGGUGCCAAGGUGUUCGAGGACUGGCGACAUUGUAGAAUAUAUGCUAAUUCCACAGUGGUAUGUGAACUGCAAGGACUUGGCCAAGAGGGCAAUUGAAGUUGUGAGAAACGGCUCUCUUAAGAUCAUCCCAUCGUCCUACGUCUCAGUGUGGAACCAGUGGCUUGAGAAUAUCCAGGACUGGUGUAUUUCAAGACAACUUUGGUGGGGUCAUAGGAUUCCAGCCUACCGUGUCACUUCAUCUGCUAUUCCAGCUUCUGAGGAAAGGUGGGUUGUCGGAAGAGACUUUGAAGAAGCCCAGCAACGUGCACAAACUCUCUUUCCAAACUUACCAGACCUAACCCUAACUCAGGAUGAGGAUGUUUUGGAUACUUGGUUUUCCUCUGGGUUAUUUCCGCUUAGUACACUUGGGUGGCCCGAUACUGAUACUUCCGAUUUCAAGUCGUUUUUCCCCACCAGCCUACUCGAGACGGGCAACGACAUUAUCUUCUUCUGGGUCGCAAGGAUGGUCAUGCUUUCUCUACAUUUCGUGGAUAUGCUUCCGUUUAAUGAGAUUUACAUGCAUCCACUGGUUAGGGAUUCGAGAGGUGAAAAGAUGAGUAAAAGUAAGGGAAACGUUGUUGACCCUAUUGACAUCAUAGAGGGGACUACGCUUGAGAGGCUAAACCAGAAUAUUCUGAAUUCUUCUCUCCCUCAGGGCGAGAUAAAGAGAGCUUUAGCACUACAGAAACAGCAGUUUCCUGAUGGGAUCCCAAUAUGUGGUGUAGAUGGACUCAGACUUGGACUUCUCGCCUUAAUGAGGCACAAUAGAGCUAUUUUACUGGACGUGAAUAAACUUGUAUCUUCAAGGCACUUUGGAAACAAGAUUUGGAACGCCACUAAAUUUGCAAUUCUUCGCACCAAGUUCUUCAGGCCAUCCGUACAACAUACUUAUAACCAUUAUAACACCGUUAAAUCCUAUAAGGGUGAUAACAGUCUUGAAUGCAAAUUCAAAUGGGAAGAUAAAUGGAUUCUACACAAACUCAAUCAAUACACUAAACGGGUAACUGAUGGAUUGGAGGCCUAUCAGUUUUAUGAUGUGGUGCAGGCGACAUAUGAUUUUUGGUUAUAUCAACUAUGUGAUGUAUAUUUGGAACUGGUAAAAAACAGACUCCCGUCAGUGAUUGACGAUUCUUCAUUUGUACCAACGCCCGAGUCAAAUGCCGCUGCCUUCGUGAUCCACACCUGCUUUAGCGAGUCUCUGAAACUACUUCACCCGAUAAUGCCAUUCAUAACUGAGGAGCUUUAUCACCACCUUCCCGAGUAUCUUAGAAAGCACGAGUCGAUUUCGAUUUCAACGUUCCCGAAACCCAAUGUCGAGUGGGAGAACGAAGCACUUGAUGCUGAAAUGGACACACUUUUCUCAGUAGUGCACAGCUUCAGAUCACUGGCAACAACUCUAGGACUAGCGCAAAACACUAACAAAGUUGGAUUCAUAACUACCGAUGAACCAACACGCCAUCUAUUAUAUGAUAAACUCCACCUAAUAGAAACGCUCUCCAAAUUCAAAUCGAUCUCAAUUGUGAGUAAUACGAGUACGGAGUUGUAUCAUUGUGUUCAAAAUGUAGUUUCAUCUUCUCUAGUCACUUACAUUAACGUUGACGAGACUGUGGACUUGGUUAAAACCUCGUCAAUGCUCAAUGACAGACUUUCAAAAACAAAUAAAAUGCUUGAGUCAUACCUAAAGAAGUUAGAAGUGCCGAACUAUGAAGACAAGGUCCCGUCUGACGUCAGGUCACUCAACGACUCCAAGAUAAAGGAGCUGUCUCACGAAAAACAGCAGCUUGAAGAAGCCAUCAGGGACCUUGGAAGACUCAAAUUAAAUAACUUUAAAUAAUCCUUAAUAUUUCUUGUAUACUA